UUCACUUUCGGCUUUUGCAUUCUUCUGUGCUUGUAUCGCCUGUAUACUGUCGAAAGAAGCCCGUUAUCGUAUGCUGCUGUUGACGUGUACAGCAUUCGUUGUCGGUCGCUAUCGUGAAUCCACUUUAUUUUUACGAUUAAAUUGAAUCUAUAUUGUUGUGAUUGUUGGUUGUUCGCAUUCGCGCAGUACAAGGGUCGGCGUUGUGCGAGACAAAAUUCACCCCGGUGCAAUCGUAUUAUAUCUCGUUCUAGGUUGCUUUAAAACUUACCAGUCAACGAAAUGAUGAGGCUUGUCCACACAAGAACCGUUCCGCUGAGAGUGGCCAGCAGCGGUCCACUAGUGAGAAUACUGACGGCGGGUGCAUUCAGCACUAACGCACUGCCACCGCUGCCACUUCCUCGCCUGGAGGAGACUAUGAACAAACUGUUGAGUACAGUUGAACCACACGUAACUGAAGAUGGAUAUCGUAAGACUAAAGCUGCCGUAACAAAAUUCACCGCACCUGGUGGAGUGGGACCGAAACUUCAAAAACUCCUGGAAGAGCGAGCCGCUUCCAAGAAAAACUGGCUGUCCGAUUGGUGGUUGCAGUCCGCCUAUCUAGAGUAUCGUGAUCCUGUCAUUAUCUACUCUAGUCCCGGAUUAGUUUUUCCGAAACUCAAUUAUGCAACUGUAGAUGAGCAGCUGAAAUGUGCUGUCAAAAUUGCAUUUGGAGCGCUGCUCUACAAACGCAUGAUCGAUCGCAACCAAAUUAAGCUGGAAAUGAUGGGAAAAGCCCCUCUGGAUAUGUCACAAUAUAAUAAAAUCUUCGGCACCUGCCGAGUACCUGGUAAGCCGGCCGAUUCACUACUGUUCCAUCCGAACUCAACGCAUAUUGUUGUUGUGUCGAACAAUCAAUAUUUCAAGGUUGAAGUUGGCAACUCCGACAGUAUUAUUGCUGAGGACAAACUUUACCUUCAGCUGCGCGAGUGUCAGGAAAUGUCCCGACAGAAAUCCGAACCUAUCGGAAUGUUAUCUGCUCUACCGCGUGACAACUGGUACGAAGCUUAUACCGUUCUAACCGCGGACGCAACCAAUCGCGAAACCAUCAAAGCGAUCCAGAGUUCACUCUUCGUACUGUCACUGGAUUACGAGAUCGCAAAUUCAUCUGGGGAUGAUGUGAUCGACGCUUGCCAUUUGCUCAUUCAUGGCGGGGGAUCAUCGGCGAACUCCGGCAACAGAUGGUACGAUAAAACAUUGCAGCUGGUAGUCGCCCCCAACGGCAUAAAUGGAUUAACCUAUGAGCACUCGCCAGCCGAAGGUCAACCGAUUGCAGUGCUGACAGAUUUCAUAAUCAACUACCUAGCCAAAGGUGGUCAAGAGGGGUCGGUAAAAGAUUUUCCCCCUCCACAGAAACUUAAUUUCAAUCUAACCUCGGAAGCUUAUAAUUUACUGGAAAAGGCAGCGGCCAGUCACGACAAACUGAUUGGGGACUUAGAUAUGAACUAUCUGCAUUACACAGGGUAUGGGAAAAAUUUCAUCAAAAGCCAGAAAAUGAGCCCGGACAGUUACAUCCAGAUGGCCAUUCAGUACGCAUUUUACAAGUUGCACCGAGUUCCUGCCGCUCACUAUGAAUCGGCUCAAACGAGAAUGUACGAGGCCGGUCGUACCGAAACGAUUCGUUCUUGCUCAAACGAAUCUGUCGCCUUUGCCCGGGCCAUGCUUGAGAAAACAGCAGCACCUGCGGAAAAGCUAGCCAAGCUAAGAGCCGCAGUCGAUUCGCACAAAUCGUACGCCUCCAAAGCGGUGCAAGGGUUCGGCGUGGAUCGACAUCUGCUGGGGCUAAAACUAGUGGCCAAGGAAAAUCGUAUACCUCUUCCAGAGCUGUUCAAAGACGACGGUCUGCUCGCCAGCGCACAUAUGCGAUUGUCCACCAGCCAGGUAGCCUCGCGGUACGAUGCGUUCAUGUGCUACGGGCCACUAACGGCGGACGGGUACGGCUGUUGUUACAAUCCCAAGGACAACGAUAUGUGGUUCGGCAUUUCAUCGUUCAAAAGUAAUCCGAUCACGAAAUCUGAAGAUUUCCGCGACAACCUGCGACAGGCGCUAGACGAUAUGUUCGUGGUUCUUAGCAAGGCUGGUGGUGCCAUCGGUAGCAAACUGUAGGGGGUUUUUGGAGUGGAUAAUUUUAGUCUGGAAGGAACAGUUGUGAUUACGGAGAUUCUUUUUUUAACAAUGUGGUGAUGGUUUUCUUA
Molecule: messenger RNA, 2231 nt
Organism: Wyeomyia smithii (pitcher-plant mosquito)
Lineage: Eukaryota; Metazoa; Arthropoda; Insecta; Diptera; Culicidae
Product: carnitine O-acetyltransferase-like
Exons: 2
Coding region: 280-2142 (620 amino acids)
Biological process (GO): carnitine metabolic process, CoA-linked
Cellular component (GO): peroxisome
Molecular function (GO): carnitine O-acetyltransferase activity
Source: RefSeq, a predicted model, not a curated record